Molecule: messenger RNA, 1689 nt
Organism: Grosmannia clavigera kw1407
Lineage: Eukaryota; Fungi; Ascomycota; Sordariomycetes; Ophiostomatales; Ophiostomataceae
Product: flavin-binding monooxygenase
Exons: 4
Coding region: 1-1689 (562 amino acids)
Source: RefSeq, a predicted model, not a curated record
AUGGGUUCCACCAAUAAGACAGACCGGACGGACGUGGGCCACUCUCAUCUGUCCCCUAUCUUUGCCCCCAAGCGCACGCUUUCCGUUAUUGUGAUCGGGGCUGGUGCGUCGGGCUUGCUUCUCGCCUACAAGCUACAGCGCCACUUUGACGAUCUGUCGCUAGAGGUGUAUGAAAAGAACGCAGACGUCUCGGGAACGUGGUAUGAGAACAGAUACCCAGGAUGCGCGUGUGAUGUCCCAAGCCACAACUACACCUGGAGCUUUGAGCCAAAGACAGACUGGAGCGCAAACUAUGCCGCAUCCAAGGAGAUUUUUGCGUAUUUCAAGGACUUCAGCGCCAAGCACGGCCUGGAAAAGUAUGUAAGAUUGCGGCACCAAGUCGUCGGGGCGCGUUGGGACGACGAUGAGGCGAUGUGGCACGUGCAGAUUGACGACCUGGCACACGGCACUCGGGUCGAGAGGACUGCGCAGAUCUUGAUCAACGCCGGCGGAAUAUUGAACGCGUGGCGCUUUCCCCCAAUUCCGGGCAUCCAAACCUUCAAAGGGCCGCUCGUGCAUUCGGCAGCGUGGCCCGAGGAGGAGCUUGACCUAGAGGGCAAAACCGUUGGGCUGAUCGGCAACGGAUCGUCAGGAAUCCAGAUUUUGCCUGCCAUCAAGGAUAAGGUGGGCAGCCUGGUGACAUUUGUACGCGAGGCAACCUGGGUGGCACCACCUCUAGGCGGGGAAUUUCAUGCCUACACGGACGAAGACCGACAGCGCUUUUCUACGGACAAGGACUCUCACCUGGCCAUGCGUAAGGAGACCGAGAAGUCGGCCAACAGCAUGUUUGCCAUCUUCCACAGCGGAUCACAGCACCAGGCCGGGUUGCGGAUGUACAUGGAGGAUCUGAUGCGCAAGAAGCUUGCCAACCCGGAGCUAGAAAACGUCCUGAUCCCAGAGUGGUCGGUGGGUUGUCGCCGUCUAACGCCAGGCACAAACUACCUUGAGAGUCUGGGGGACCGAAAUGUGCAGACGGUGUAUGGUGAAAUCACACAGAUCACGCCGACCGGCGUAGUUUGUGACGAUGGCAAGGGAGAGUAUUCAAUCGAUGUGCUCGUCUGCGCAACCGGAUUUGAUACGACAUUCAAGCCGCGCUUUUCUCUGGAAGGUACCCAGGGUGCGAAGCUAGAGGAAAUGUGGAAGGAUGAGCCUCAGGCAUAUCUAGGCAUGUCCGUCGACAGGUUUCCCAACUAUCUCUUCACGUUGGGACCCAACUGUCCGAUAGGAAAUGGCCCCGUGCUCAUUAGCAUUGAAGCCGAGGUCGAGUACAUUGUCAAGAUGCUGUCCAAAUUCCAAAAGGAAAAUCUUCGCUCAUUUGAGGUCAAGAGAGAGGCGGUACGCGACUUUAACGAAUGGAAGGAUGUAUGGAUGAAAGAAUCUAUCUGGGCAGAGGCGUGCCGAUCCUGGUACAAAGCUGGUUCGGCCUCAGGCAAGAUUCUGGCCCUGUGGCCCGGCUCGACGCUGCACUAUCUCGAGGCCAUCCAUGAGCCCCGUUGGGAGGAUUGGGAGUUUAAACAGGCAGCUGGCGGGAAUCGGUUCGGGUUUCUGGGAAAUGGACACAGCACAGCCGAAGCAUUUGGGGGUGACUUGAGCUACUACAUCCGCGAUCGCGAUGAUUCGCCGGUUGACCCUGUUUUGAAACGCCUGUAG